AUGGACACUUCUGGCUUAUUCGUGAGCGAGACCUCCUCUUGCCUGGAGGAGGACCCUUGCAAGAGGGACGAUGACGAGAUAUCGAUAACUUCCCCAAUAGCAUCCCAACACGACUCAGAUGAUGAGUGGGUGGUAGAAGGCAUACUGUACCAGGUAAAUGACGAAGGCAAAGAUUUCUAUUUGGUGGAAUGGACAGGAUACCCUCUCGAAGAGGCUACUUGGGAGCCAGAAGAGAAUGUCCUGGGUGAACUGUUGGAGGAAUGGAAAGCCACGCAAGAAAGACAAGCAAGAGGCGAAGAGGCAGUUUUUGACAUCGUCGCCUGGAAAGAACUUGUCGACAAACGUGAUGAAGAACGUCGAGAACAACACCGCCGACGCAAUUCUGAACGCAAACGGCGCGGCCUGGAAAUCACUCUUUGGGAGGGUGAAUCUAGAGCAGAAUAUUCUUCCAGUGAGGAGAGCAUUAGCGAGGAUGGCUAUAAUGCCAUACUGCCCCCUCCAAAGCCCAUUGCAAGACAAGAUGCGAUCUCGUCCGUUGAACCUCAGGCCAAGCAAUCGCUAAAUCAUCCAAUCGAGGACGGAUCUGAUCUUCAUCGCAGACGGUCUUCUCAGAAGGUCAAACCCAAAUCACCACCAAAAAAAAAGGAAUAUGCAUCGUCAUCUCAGCAGCGCUUGCAGAAAAUGUCGACCACUACAACGGUUACUGGGUAUCAAGGUACUGCCAGGAGGCCAGCAGCCACAACAUCUGUCUAUAAUGGGCGUCCAAGUCACACAUCCCUUGCCUCAAAAUUUUCGCGGCCCAUUCGAACCGCCAAAAAAACACAAACUGGAACAAGGACAAUGGUGAAGAGUUCUGGAAAUGUAUUUACAAGCGGGAAGCCUAUACGAUCACACGCUCGACUGAGCGACACCGUAGCCGACACAACUAAAGAUCCCCGCAUGUUCGCGAGCCACCGACUUAGAAGGAAAGCUGAACUGCAGGGUCGGGAAAAGGCAGAUCAAGCGCCUACCGCACUUCCGGCCACGCUCUUCAGUAUAAGUAACGGUCCCCCCCCUAUGUCCGACUCAGUCGGUGCGACUACGCUACGUCGGUCCGCGAUGAAGCGCUCUGUUGAUGAGCUCAAGUCGUCAGCCAGCGAGUCCAUGGAAUCGGAAAGGGCAGAAUCAGCACGUCCUAUGGACUUAGAGCACUCAGUUCCGGUGCAGCCAGAAAGUAAAAGAAAGAAAUCUGUUCAAUGGGCUAAUGUAACUCCCCUCGUCGAAGAGCCGGAACCUAUGGAUAUUGAUAGUCCGCCUUCUGACCCGUCCAAAAGACCAAAGUCACCGCCACCGAGACGACGAUCGCCACCAUUAGUAUCUGGCCAAUCGCAGCCCAUACUUCGCAAAUUAUCCAUAUCGCAAUAUCAGCAGAGAAAUAUAGGGCAGGACGUUGAAAAGAGAAUCCUCUUGGGGCCCGGCGGAACCAAUGAUGUUCUGGCCAUUUUCGAAAACGUUCAACUCAAUUCUGAAGCGUGGCAUGCACAAUUUAUCAACCAAGAAGUGUUGCAAUUCACCAGGAUCUGCAAUGCUCGUACCUUUGGCCAACAACGAACCACAGUAGUUGAGCGCGUUCUCUCCCAUGGCAGCAUGAGAGCAAAGUUAGCGAAUGACCAAAGUCUUGUCGAUAGGGCCGCUGAGCGACUAAGACUAGGCUCUUUAGGAGCUACCUGUUUUCACGAAGAUUUCUCGGUCAUUAUCUAUCCUACGGAGUGUGAGGACUGGAAAGACGUUAUGGCCGAAGCCGAUGCUGACAGCCCCAAAAAGGUAACUUUGAAGUACUUCAUAUACAAGCCAUACCAGUUUGCUAUCAAGCCUCUGCCGGAGCGGAAAGUCACAACAGUAGAGUCAAGAGAUGUGCGCCUCUCGAUUCUACAAAACCUACUCCACCUUGACUAUCAUCAACUUACGCCACAUAGUUUACAAGGAGUGCAUCACAACUUUUACCUGAUAUUUCCUCCGUCCAGAGAGGCCAUGCUGGAUACACUCAGCGAGUGGCUUCACAUAGAAAACCCAAGUUGCAGGGUUUUCUCAACCAAGACGCCUGGCGACUGGGCAGCGUUUACGGACACCACAAUUGUCAGCCACGGAACUAUAAUCGUCCAUGAAACUGCAACUAGCACCCUCCGGCGAUUUCCAGGCCUAAUGAAGCUGCUUUUGCACAAACACAGCGCAGCUUAUGUGUUCUGGUGCAUCGGCGAGUCGCUCCAGCAGCAACCGAUGUACCCUUCCAUCCGCUCUUCACACUACAAAACUGUACCGGGCGAAUUCGAGUUGACAAGAUUAUUUCCACACGGUAAUGCAGUCCUAGUCACUCCAAGCUUUCUAGUUGCCGAGCCACGCCGGGCUUUCCAACUCUUCGAAUGGUACGCCAAAACGUACCAGAGGCCAAGCAACAACACCAAAAUCGUGGCUGCAUCUAGCCUCUGCAAAUUUCUUCGGGACCUUGCCCUAGGGCGGUCAGAUCAACGCAAAGAUUUGUUGGCACGGUGUGACAACGCCCGACAGUCAAAGUCGAUGCAAGAUGAGAAAUUAGUGGAAGCGAAACUCACUCAUGAAGAUUGUGCAGCUUUUUUUGGCACUUGGUGUUUAGUCGAGGGUCUUCAGCAGCCUUUGUUAAACGGUGUUGUGUCUGAUGAGCAACUAAAGCCCAUCAUUUUUGCCGACGAAAAUAUCGAUGCUAACGACGAGCAAAGUUUAGUAAACUGGUUCGGCUGUUGGUCGCAAACUCGGCUUGAUCAGUUCCGGAAAUUUUAUGUCUUAGGGACUGAUGAGAGCGCCGAUGCUCGUCAUGACAUCAAACUGGAAGAUAUCCCCGUGUACUCUCCUGGAACAGAUCGCGACCUUGGUGCUGAGACACAACCGGGAGGUAUACCAGAAACAAAGGAUCAAUUACCUGGUCCUGUGAAACAAAACUUACCAAUGGCAACCAAGAAACUUCCAAGUUCAGCUAGUUGGGCGAUUAAAAACUACCUGUUUGACCUUGCCAAGAGCAUUGAAAGACUUGUUAGGGCCCCGAUCGGCAGGCCGAAGCCAACUGUUGCCAAACUUUUUGGUUACCCAGUGUCUUGUCGUCAAGAUAUGCAGGCAGCGGUAUCUGCGGAAGACUUUCACGGGGAACUCGCAACAUACAAGAAGUGGUUUGACUUUCCGUGGCCAUUCUUCUCUAAAGUAUAUCCAAAGCACGUACCCAACGGUGUGCCAGGUUCGUCACCAAUGAUAUUCAACACUUAUCUGGCGUUCUUCUACACUCCCCAGGACUGUAUAGCGUCCCAGACCAAGGAUCACGAGCGUCAUCCAUGGCUCGCGGUUUACCGACCCACCAAUCCUUACCUUCGACCAUGGAAGGGGACUGAGCUUCUUAUUUGGGACGCAUCGGCCAACAGCCGGUUUCCGACAGACGGCGAGAUUCUUGUGUCUGAGCUCUGCUCAGCCCAAAAACGUCUGAUUGAGUAUGUUGAAGAGCAUGGCGAAAUGAAAAACCCGGGUCUUCCUUUGAGGAGGGUUUGGUUAGGUGGAUUCCGCACGAUUACAGAACCUUCGCCGCUUGAUGCUACUUUGGACUCUUUAGAAGCUAUGCUUAAGGAGCCCCAUGAUUACAUACCUGAUGAAGAAACAGUUCUAAUCGAGAAGGGAUAUCGCUCGGUCGUGUUACGUGUAUCGUGUAGCCCUCACGUUGACGGGGCUGGUGCUAUGGAGAAUACUAAAACCAACGCGCUCUACCACACCGCGGAUACCCUUGGAGGCAACAUUAUCUUCCACCCCCCUCGGAGCGUCAGACGAAUCAACACAAGUCGCUGCGAGAAUUUACUCUUCAAAUGGGUACGAGACAUAGCCAGAAAGGACCCAGACCGAUCAGUUGUUUCUUAUACAUUCAAGCCUACUUUGGAGUGGUACAACACGCAACAAGUGGCUGAGAAUCGCCACUAUGAACACAUCUACGUUGGCACCUGGCAACACAUAUUCGAGCUGUUAAGAAUAGUGUCCGAAAACACUAAGCAAGACAAACCGGAGACACGAGAAGGGACCAAACAGUAG
Messenger RNA from Colletotrichum truncatum, 4074 nucleotides. Its product is annotated as chromo domain-containing protein. The record is from RefSeq and is a predicted model, not a curated record. Gene Ontology annotation, biological process: negative regulation of transcription by RNA polymerase II; chromatin organization. NCBI's taxonomy places the organism in Eukaryota, Fungi, Ascomycota, Sordariomycetes, Glomerellales, Glomerellaceae. Gene Ontology annotation, molecular function: chromatin binding. Gene Ontology annotation, cellular component: pericentric heterochromatin.